Helianthus annuus (common sunflower) is the source of this 895-nucleotide messenger RNA. RefSeq names its product transcription factor bHLH79. Lineage: Eukaryota; Viridiplantae; Streptophyta; Magnoliopsida; Asterales; Asteraceae. Bases 107 to 475 code for a protein of 122 amino acids. Gene Ontology annotation, biological process: regulation of DNA-templated transcription. Gene Ontology annotation, cellular component: nucleus. The transcript is spliced from 5 exons. The record is from RefSeq and is a predicted model, not a curated record. Gene Ontology annotation, molecular function: DNA-binding transcription factor activity.
CCACGCUCCUGAACCGGGUUAUUUUUUUUCCUCCAUGUAUUCUUUGUAACCCUAAUUCAUUUCUCCUUCAGCCGUUUCUCUAUCUUACCUCUCUCUCCUUUGUAAGAUGCUUCUCCUACAUCAGAUAUCUAUCCUUUUUUUCUACUCAUCUCCUUCAUCGCAAUGUACUAGCUAUUUGGAGGGUUUUCACACAAUCCAGAAGUCGACCUGCUGUCGCAGACUACCUCCUGAUCCUGUUCUUCAUUUGCAGGCUGUAGAGGAACCAGAGAAAGAGGUAUCGGAUGCAAAAAGAAGCAAGUCAGGUGAAGAAGGGAAUGGAAUUAAAAAAGAAAAGGAAGAGGGGAAUCUAAAACCUACAAAGGAAAAUGCGAAACCAGAGCCACCGAGGGAUUACAUUCAUGUUAGAGCGAGAAGGGGUCAAGCUACUGAUUGCCAUAGUCUUGCGGAAAGGGUCAGAAGAGAAAAAGAUCAGUGAGAGAAUGAAGUUCCUUCAAGAUCUUGUCCCUGGUUGUAACAAGUAGAUACGGAUCGUUUUACAAAUGGGUAUUAAAGGUGAGCUCCGAUAGCCUAUUACCUGCAAAUCCCGAAAUCCUUGAUGGAGUAGAUGACCUUAUGCAACUAAGUUAUCUAAACGAACCGUCAGUCUUGUACAAUCUUCAAAACAGAUAUGAUAGAGACAUGAUCUAUGUAAGUAUCUGCUAACAUUGUAAUAUUUAUUUAUCACAUUCUUGUAGUUACUUUAAUGCCGUGUGUUCUUAGCUGUUUCUUGCAUGUGUCAAUCUUUAUUUAUCACAUUCUGUUUUUGUUGGAACUUAUUGAAAUCUGAUAUCUUGAAUUAGUACAAGAUGUCAGAUCAAAUUACAAACUCUAGCGUUUCAGAAGAUAGCAAUUUUUU